GCGCGAGCGGAUGAACUCCGGACUCGGACUUCGGCGGUGUCCGGAGUACAAUCAUCAGCUGAAUUUUCGUCAACUCUACGGGAGAGAAAAGAAGAUCAGGCCACAAUUUUCCGCCGGAGAGAAGAGAGACGCUGAGAGUGGGUUUGAGAGAGAGAAAACAGAGGUCAGAUAAGCUGCAGAGGGAAGGAAGGCGUCGUGAGAGGUACGCUAAAGUCAUGGCGGACACAGAGCCUCUCCUCUCCACCGAGGGAUCCCCAGCUCCAGAGGACCAGGACUUUCUUCCCGAUGUCAUCUUCUUCCUUGGCAAGGAACUGAGGACUGGAAUGGGAAUGAGACAGAGCUUCAUACGUAAGCCCGGUACGGAACAGGUUCUUGUCAGAAUCGGAAUCGGACGGGACGGCGUCUUCAAGGUGGACGGAAUGGAGAACAAGAUAUUGGACCAGUGGACUUUCUCCGACUUAAAAGACUGGAGUUUUUCUGGCUACUCCUUUACUCUGCAAUUCCACGGGUCCAAUAGGAACUACUCUGUACGAACUGACGAUGGGGAAGCAAUCUGCUCCUAUAUCGACGACUUUCAGAAACAUCCCGAGCAGGCCUUGAAGAGAGCGAGAGACAAUCCUCCGAACUCCAGGAUCCCCGAGAGUGGAGUCCGCACACUUCGCAGGAAGUUUGGAGAUUCCUCGCAGCCGUCUGCCAGUGAGCAGGUCAGAUUCUACACGAUGAACCGUCGGUCGAAAAAGACCACCGACCCAACCAGCAAGAUUGCUCACAACGUCGAUGUCGACAGUCGUCUCCGGGACGCAUACUGCAAGAAACUCAGUCCGGAACCAAUUGCACCCCUCACUAAUGACAGGGGCAAGGCUAACGGAAUUCCGCCGGGGCCGCGGAGCACGAGGGGAGAAUCGACAGAGAACCAAGCAACGCAGCCGCCCGCUCAGACCACUGCAAAUCAACCCCCCUCUCCUCCUCCUCCACUUCCUCCGCCCUCUCCUCCGCAGAACCUUUCUCUGAAACUACAGCAGAAUUCAGAGACGACCCUCUCGUCUCAACCUCCAGAGUCUGGCCUUAUCCCACCACCACCACCAGUUCUACGGAAAGGGUCUGCAGGUUCCCUGGAAGACCCAAACGACUAUUUCCUCUUGCGACAGCGCUCCGUGAGCGAGACUACGGUUCAGAGGGGAAACGCCCGGCCAAUUAACCUCGUUAAGACUGUUACGAUGCCGUGGGGACAAACGGCGGUGUCGUCGAUGUCGGUGGGUGUCGAGAGAACGGGGGAAACGGCUGCACCAAGACGAGGGUCAACCCCUGUCGUUACGUCUGGGAAACAGGAGAGCAGUCUCCCUACUCGUGUGUUGGGCGGGAAACGCAGCAACUCGAUGUCAUCCAAUCCCAUGGGGAUUUCCCCUGACAAGGAUCUCCAAUCAAUGCCCACCACCCGAGAGGGUGUGGCAACCGAGGGUGGACAAUGGUACCAGGCUCCGCCCACUCCAGACGACAACUUUCCCCGCUUAGUCUCGCCUCCGUACGACACCCUGUCUCGUUCUGAUUCCGGAAUGAGUUCAGACCGGGUGGAACUGGGAAUCGGGAUCCAGAUUCACUCGCUGAAGAGAGAGGACACUUCAAACAGCAUGGACGACUUCCACCUCCCCCUCUCCACCCCUCCCCUCUCCCCGCUCUACGACCGUCUCCCCGCAGCUUCCCCUCAAGAGGAGGAGAACAUGUGGAGUCUUUUUGCCCCCAUUGAUAGUAGUGCAAUGAGGCGGAACGUUUCCCAGCCUGUCAUGAUUAGUGGGCGGAGUGAGGGCGGAGGAAAGGGAGGGGCCACCCGGAGCUCCACCAGCCCCGGUCCCAAUUCAAUUGCAGAGGAAGAAGAGGAGGAAAGCGAAGAAGACACUGGCACGUCCCUGGACCAUAGUGGAGUGGUGCGCCGACAGAAAAAGAGCCCGCAGCGGACCGACUUCGAUCCGUUCGAAGACCUCCUUGGAACGCCGCAGGCCAUCGCACGCCUUCGCUGGUCGCAGGAGUUAAACCCUCUCUACGACCUCAUCAAGGGAAUGAAAAUCUCCGAGAGCAUGUCGUCGCAGGAUCAAGGAAUAAAGCUGUACUCGGCGAGCGUCCCCGACAGUGACGCGAAAAAGAUGAAGAAACUCCCGAGCACCAUAUUCGAGGAGUCGGAAACGAGCCCGAGGCACGGCAGCGUGACAAACGCGAGCGUCCCCGUUAUCACUCACACGUUCCCGGAGGCAGACGAGGAAAACGGAGUGGAGGGAGACACAGUCCCCAUGAUAAUCCCGGAGCACAAGGCGUCAGAGCUUCCUAAGGCCCCGCGACGCCAGCACAUGUACGAGGAAGUCGCGCUGACUCCGAGGGCCACAGAGACCAUGACAACGAGCAUCGCCGGUCUCAUCCAACCUCCUCCGGUCGUGAGGAAGAUGAAACAGAAUGCCGCCGCUGCGGGUGGCGGUGGUGGUGUAGGGAGCGGGUCGGCCACCAUGGGACCGACAAUCGGAGGUGGGGGUGUUACUGGAGGAGGGAAAUCGAGCCUGGCGGGGCUGACAAACCCGGCGGUGCGACGGCUGCAGACGCUUGAGGCCCCACAGGAGAGGUCGGCGUCUGUGAGCCCGCGGCUGGGGAAGAGGGAGCUGCAGAGACGGAGUCAGACCGUCAGCUGCCUGGACGACACGGAGGCAGUCACCAGGAAACAGAAGCCUCUCCGAGCUGCCGACAUGAUGAAGGACUUUUCGUUCGUGAUGAGAGAGUUUCGCCUGUUCUACGUCAAGAUGCCAAAUGGCCGGAUGCACUCUGAAGAGUGUAACAUCAACCGCCCAGUGGCAGAGCUGAGAGAGAAGCUGUGUGACCUGCUGGGAAUUGACAAUGUGGAUCACUACCAGCUGUACGUGGAGGGGGCGUGUCUCACAUCCCUGAAGGAGGGGGAGGUGGGGGAAGGCUCCGCCCCGGGCGGGAUCGGGCGGUCCAACUCGCUCACACACAUCAUGGACCACCAGUGGUUGCCUGACCUCGGGUCAGAGCCGACACUCCUGAAACCGUCCCUCUCGUUUCACAUGCAGGGAAUCACCACUUCCCGGGUCCUGGCUCUCAUGUGUGACGAUGUGGUUCUGGAGGCGGGUACUACUUACCCUGCCAGUCUCCCUCCUGGAGAUGAGGCUGAAGACUUCCACAAGCACUGGAUCAGCAUAGUCCAGGGCAAUAUUCCUUGUACCACGGAGCAGGCAGUGAAACUGGCAGCCAUUCAGUACCAGGCCUACUUCCUCGACAGAACUGCAGUACACUCCGUCGUAGGAUUCUGCAGACCCAAUGAGUUUCUCCCGACCGAGUUCAGUGCGGUCCGAGGUCUGGAGCAGAAGAUGUACAAGGAGCAGGAGAGACUCAAGUCAAUGAAGACACAUAAGGAGGUCCACAGGGCAUACGUCAGCAUGAUGAUGGGCCUUCUGACCUAUAAUACCGUGUUCUUCCCGGUCCGGGAGCCAAGGAAGAAGGUGCUGCAGAGUACAAAGUUGAAGCCGAUCAUCCUGGGGGUGGGGCCUCACGGGAUCAUGAGGGUGGAUCCCAAGACGAAGGAGGUGGUGGACCACUGGGAUUACCAGGUGCUCCGCAACUGGGCCUACUCACGCAAGACCUUUGUUUUGGCAUUCACAGACAAGAACUACCCUGUGGAGUCAAACCAGGCGAAAUGGAUCAGCAUGAUUGUCGACUUUUUCGUUGACUCUAUCAUUACCACAGGAAAUCCCCACACAGAAGUCAAUAGGUCAUGA
Messenger RNA from Geodia barretti, 3773 nucleotides. The record is from the annotation of a GenBank genome assembly. NCBI's taxonomy places the organism in Eukaryota, Metazoa, Porifera, Demospongiae, Tetractinellida, Geodiidae.